GUUUUGUUUUGUAGUGUGUUUGUUUUUUGUGUAUCUGUAAUCUGUGUUUUUUGGUGUAUAUUUUUUGUAUAUUUGUUUUUUGAUUUCAAAUUUUUCAUACUAAGUAAGAAACAGUUCACCAUUAUUAAAACCUUUAUUUCUUAAAUAAAAUCUAUCAUGCAGCCAGUGAAGCCACCAAGAAGCAAUUCCAUGCUACCCCCAGACCCUGUAUAUACUUUAAAAAGUGACAUGGGUUACAUCCAGCACAUGAAUUUUUUCCAAGGUGGGACCUCACAACUUCUGGCGGCUACUGAGAAGGGUUUGGUUUACUUUUGGGAUCUUAAUACCAAUAGAGCUAGUUGUAAGAAGAAAAUGGGAGAGGGAAUACUAGCGAUUCAUUCAUAUGAUGACAAAAUCAUCACACAAGAGAAAAGUGGUAUUGUCAAGCUUUGGUCAGUAGAGAGUGACCAAUCAAUAAAUUCUUAUGAAUGUUGUGGUGGACACUGUAAAAGUAUAACUGUUGGUGACACACUGGUUUUGCCACAAGAACAUGGAGUUGAUCUAGUCAAUAAGAAGACUUUUGAGAAAACCAAGACGUUACUAUCUAAUAAAGAAAAUUUGGGCCACGUAAUGGCACUAGAAAAGAUGGAGUUUGAAAGUAAUACCUACAUUUUAGCUGGAUAUGAAUCAGGUGACGUUAUCUUAUGGGACGCAACAGAAGGGAAGACAUGCGGUGAUUGCAAGUUUCAAGAACAUCUGACAACUCUGACAUUUGACUCGCCAAUGGGUAGAGGAGUGUGCGCCGGAGCUUCCAAUGCCAUGCAAGUGUUCUCCAUUGACGAUUCUUUCAAUAUAUCAGUUAAAUGCGAAGUCUCGCUACCCAGUGAGGGGUGUAAUAUCGUCAAAGUUAGACCUGAUAGGCAAGUGAUGGUCUCGGGAUGUUGGGACGGUAAGAUUCGCAUCUAUUCAUGGAAAACGUUAAGAACACUAGCAGUGCUAACAGAACACAAUGCUUUUAUCACCGAUAUACAAUUUUCUCCUGACAAGGUAUCCUUUUGGGGCGCUAAUAUCAUGGCUGCCAGCGGGAGCGACGGAGUUAUCAGCUUAUGGGACUUGUACAAUCAUUGAUUGAACCAUUUUAUCAAAAGCAAAAGAUCUCAUCAGUCACUAUGGAGUUUUGAAAUCAACUCGGAAGCUUCAUGACCGUCUUGGAUAUGGCACAGAUUACACCUCCAGUUACGUUCUACUUCUUUUGUUAUAUUCCCUGGUGGUCAUUUUCAUACCAUUGGUGACUUGGCACAUUAAGUGUACUCAAAUUAGAUAUCGCCGUACUUGAGUAAAAAGCAGUAAAGUUCAUUUACAAAUAUACGUUAUCAUUAUUUUUAUAAAUAUUUGAUCCGAAAGGAAAAUUUGGAAAAAUAUUCUUCGUUUAACUUUACAGGGUGUUAAUUAAGUAGUAUGUACCAUAAAAUUAACAGACGAUUCUUUGAGUAAUUUUGUGACAAAAAACUCAUAUAAGCAUAGGUCCGCAAAUUCUUCAUACUCAAGAUUAAAAAUGAUUUUUCUUAAAUAUCCUUUACCUAAUUUUGUUGUAAUUUGGCUAGUUUAGCCCUAACUUGAUUAAAUGUAUCAAGUUCAGUGGCGUCUCGAGCGAGAUCUGAAUGAAUAUUUAUGGCAAAAAACUGUACGACACUGACUUUUGUGCAAUUUUAUAAUGUCCUUUGAAUAAAGUAAAUGGAAAUACAACUUUUUUGUCUCUUGAAUUUUUUUCGUAUCUUAGUUUUCGAGAAAAAAAGUCCACUUUAAUUGCAUAUCCUUGGAUCUCACGAGGAAUGUGGGAAAAAGUUUCAUUUGGAAUUUUUUUUUUAAUUUUUUUUAUUACUAAUUAUGCUAAUGUUAUUUAGUUUUUGUUGUCAGAAUAAUUACUAGUAAAUAAUUAUAAAACUUUUUCCAUAUUCCUUGUGUGGUCCGCGAAUAUGCCAUUAAGUGGACUUUUUUCCUCGAAAAUUAAGUUACGAAAAUAAUUCAAAGAGACAAAAAUAAUUGUAUUUCUAUUAGCUUAAUAUAACAAUAAAAAUGGUACAAAAGUUAGUGGCGUACAUUUUUUUUUGUCACAAAUAUUCGUUCAGGCCCCCGCUCGGGGCUAAAUUAGCUCUUUAGUUGUUAUGAAUACCACCGCCAAAUUUCAAAAAAGUAUGUAAAGGAUAUUUAAGAUAUUUGUAAAAAAACAUUUUUUUUUUAAAUUUCAAGACCCUGAUCUUAAGAACGAAGAAUUUACAAACCUAUGUUUAUAUGAACUUUUUGUCUUAAUCAACACCAUGUAUAAGAAAACAGGCUGUUUUUACUUUAUUUACCUAUAUAGUUAAUAAUUUAUGUGAAUUUCAAUAUAAACAAAUUAUAUGGAAAUAAGAUACUGCAUUACUGGGUUCUUUUGAAAAAAUAAUAUACUUUAUAAACACUACACUACAAAUUUGUUUUUGCAGAGUGUAAAAGCAGUAAAUCACAUGAUUUAGCAACUAAAGUCGGCGGGUCAUUUAUUUUAGAGCUCAACAACAAUUAUGAUCCGAAAUCACAUGUAAACAACUCUCUAAAACUUCAUGUAACUUUGCAAUAUUCGUUCACCUUUGUUAGUUCUUAGUAAAUACUACUUGUUCGAAAAAAUCCAGAAUUUUCUUUUCGAUUUUUACACCUUUUACUACAGUACGGCAAUAUAAGUUACAUGUACUCUCAAAAUUGAGUUAAAUUAGUUUUACUAAUGGGUGAUUCAUAUAGAGGAGCUUUUUCCACGUCUGUGUCGGGUUAUCUGUUUGAUCAAACAAAAAUGUGGUUAACGCCAUCCAUCUUGGAGUUCCAGUUUUCAAUGACGCGUCUGUGUAUUUCGAGUAAUAUUUAGCGAACAACACCUGUAAUGCUGAUUUCUUAUUCAUCAAUCGUACUCUAUUAUCCACGUAGACAUAUCUCCAAAGUAAAAACUCCAUAUCACAUGUUUUAAGGCCGGUCCAGACGCCCAACUUUUUUUCUGCACAGUCUUCGGACGGAAUGAAAACGUUGCAAUUUUCAAAGCGUCUAUAUGGUGCAAAUAUGUCUGUAUUUCGCUCAGUUUUGUAUGAUAUCGUCAUGGAAGAGGCACUCUGGUCAAUUUUGGCAUGGUGUCUCGUUAAGAAAAAAGUUUGGAACGUCCCAGAAGUAUCUGACGUCCAAAGUUGCCGUUGCAUGAAUUUCUUUGAAUUUCUUCACUAAACUCUCACAAGCCUCUUUAUUCCUGUCACUAUACUCCCUGGACUUGACACGCCAAAUGCAUGGGAAACUUUUGUACAAUGCAAUAAAUCUGUCGCCUGACGAAUCGUAACUGAGAAACAAAAUGAAUCGGAAAACGGUGCUACCUGCUGAUAUCUAUGCUCUUUCGCUCAGUUAUCGCUGCGCCGGAUUCAAAACUACGCACUUUUCCAAUCUACACGCAACAUUUAUCUGCAGCGUGUUAAACUGUGCAGACAGAAGGUUGUGCAAAUCGUAGCAUUUGGACCGGCCUUUAGGGGGACAAGUUAUCAGCCGAAUUGAAAUUGGAAUUUCAGAAUGGGCCGCACUGAGUGUAGUAACAAACGACAUUUGAAAGGAAUACUCCUAAAAAACCAAGUUAUAAGAAUGUGUUUUCUUCGAUAAUAAAGAUAACCCGAUAACUUUGAUUGUUUAAAUAUUACUUCCCACGCCUUCUGUCGGGGAAGCAUUGUAAUCGCAAAGUAUUUCUAAAUGAAUCGCCCGUCAUAAGUUUUGUAAAGUUUAACUAUUAGAAUUUUAUGUCUUUGUGUUUUCAGAUAAAUAAAAUAUCAAAUGUAAAUGGAACAUUGAGUGUUGAAAGAAAGUAUACAUGGCUGUGUAGUACUUCCGAGUAUUCCUAUGCAAACAUAUACAUUGGUAGCUGCAUCAUAAAAGACAGUUUUUGCUUUGCAUACCAACCUCUGUUUAUACAGGGUGGCCAAAUAGUGUGACAAAGCUCAGUAUCUUUGUUACUAUUAUAGUUGCAGAAACAAGUUCAAUAUAAAUGUUGUAGGCAGAGCUAGGGGCUACAACCUAAAUAUUUGUAGCUUAUACUAUACAAAUUAAUGGCAAUAUAAACAUACUUUUUUAAAUGGGAUUUCUGACGAUUUUUAGAAUCGCAUUUUCUUGGCCAUUCUGCCAAUGUAUGGUUUCGGGAGUUUGUACUGGGUGUUUCGGAAUAUAUGGCCACUUUUUCGUUAAAAUCAUGUGACUUUCCGUAUCUUAAAAAACAUUUUAGACAAAAUCUGUUUU
Acanthoscelides obtectus is the source of this 4266-nucleotide messenger RNA. Lineage: Eukaryota; Metazoa; Arthropoda; Insecta; Coleoptera; Chrysomelidae. The record is from the annotation of a GenBank genome assembly.